AAUGUGAAUUUGGUAGUUGCAGCGCUGAUUUUGAAUUUGAAUCUCUUCUUCUCGCCUAUCCUCUGUGUGGAGAGCAAAUCAAUAUAAAAGCAAUGGAGUGUGAUGCUUCUUGUAGCAUGGUUUACUGUGGGAAGUCCUCUGUGGAAGAUGAAAUAGCAACGCGUUUGAAGAAAGACAACGUGCUUAAGCUCCCAGAUGAUACCCAAGUUUCACUUUUGUUACAAUCUGAGGAUGAGGCUGAGACUUUAUUACUCAAAGAUUACAGUUCAUUUGAUCUUUCACUCUUCAUGGACUCCCUUACUGCUCGUCGGUUUGGUCGGUUUCUCAUUUGGUCUCCGCGCUUAUCUACCACUCAUGAUGUUGUUUCGCACAACUUCUCUGAGCUUCCACUCGGUGCAGUUUGCGUCACAGAUGUCCAGUUCAAGGGCAGAGGCAGAUCAAAGAAUGUGUGGGAGUCUCCAAAGGGUUGCCUUAUGUAUUCUUUUAAUCUAGAAAUGGUAGAUGGUCAAGUUGUGCAUUUGAUUCAGUAUGUAGUAGGUCUCGCUGUGACCGAGGCAGUGAAGUCUGUUUGUGACAAGAAGGGGUUGCCUUACAUUGACGUUAAGAUAAAGUGGCCAAAUGAUAUAUACUUGAAUGGCCUUAAGGUUGGAGGCUUUUUGUGUACCGCAAGGUACAGAUCAAAGAAGUUCGAUGUCAGUGCUGGUGUUGGACUGAAUGUGGACAACGAGCAACCAACCACAUGCUUGAAUGCAGUACUAAAAGAUCUGUCUCCCACAUCAGAUGUAUUUAAAAGAGAAGAACUUCUUGGUGCCUUCUUUGAUAAGUUUGAAAUGUUAUUUGAUCUACUCAUGCGCAGAGGAUUUAAAUCUCUCGAGGAGCUUUACAACAGGACAUGGCUUCACAGCGAGCAAAAAGUGGUUGUUGAAGAUAGAAUUGAUGACAAAGUUGUUCAAAAUGUUGUGACUAUUCAGGGUUUGACUUCUUCCGGGUAUCUGCUGGCUAUUGGAGAUGACAAUCAAAUGUAUGAGCUUCGCCCUGAUGGCAAUAGUUUCGAUUUUCUCAAAGGUCUGAUCAGAAGAAAGCUAUGAUCCGCAGCAUCUUCUGGUGGAAGAAACUCUUGUUUUAAGCACACCAAGAACACAAACUAUUAUCAGUACAGAAUAAACAAACUGCUUAUUUCUUUGAUGUGGAUAUGGUCUUUAUAAUCCAUUUAGCCUGGUGGAAUUGUGGUGAUAAUUGAUGUUGCCAAUCUAAGAACUGCAUCUACUUGUGACACAUUUUUAUGAUGUAUUUAUCAGCAAGCUGAUGAGCCUGCAGCAAAACAGGGAA
Brassica oleracea var. oleracea is the source of this 1329-nucleotide messenger RNA. RefSeq names its product biotin--protein ligase 1, chloroplastic-like. Bases 93 to 1088 code for a protein of 331 amino acids. Gene Ontology annotation, molecular function: biotin--[biotin carboxyl-carrier protein] ligase activity. The transcript is spliced from 10 exons. Lineage: Eukaryota; Viridiplantae; Streptophyta; Magnoliopsida; Brassicales; Brassicaceae. The record is from RefSeq and is a predicted model, not a curated record. Gene Ontology annotation, cellular component: cytoplasm. Gene Ontology annotation, biological process: protein modification process.